This is a messenger RNA of Merops nubicus (carmine bee-eater), 1381 nucleotides long. It is a transcript of the gene SLC26A3, whose product is annotated as solute carrier family 26 (anion exchanger), member 3. Lineage: Eukaryota; Metazoa; Chordata; Aves; Coraciiformes; Meropidae. The transcript has 11 exons. Gene Ontology annotation, biological process: transmembrane transport. Gene Ontology annotation, molecular function: bicarbonate transmembrane transporter activity; chloride transmembrane transporter activity; secondary active sulfate transmembrane transporter activity. Gene Ontology annotation, cellular component: membrane. The annotation marks the transcript as partial. The record is from RefSeq and is a predicted model, not a curated record.
AUGGUUGAACCUGUGGGCAACCAUUAUGUUGUAGCUAGACCUGUGUACUCGGAGAAUUUGUUCAGUGAAGACCAUAAGAAAUUGCACAGAUACCAUAAAACCUUUUUGGAUCACCUGAAAAUAUAUUUUCGUUGCUCCCCCCAAAGGGUCAAAAAAAUUGCCUUGGGUUUGUUUCCUGUCAUCUCAUGGCUGCCAGCGUAUCGCUUCAGGGAGUGGAUCCUGAGUGACAUUGUGUCCGGCAUCAACACGGGGCUCGUGGCUGUCCUGCAAGGUCUCGCCUUUGCUUUGCUGGUGAAUGUCCCCCCUGGUUAUGGACUCUAUGCAGCAUUUUUCCCUGUUCUGGUCUAUUUUAUCUUUGGCACAUCUAGACAUAUCUCAGUGGGUCCCUUCCCUGUCCUGAGCCUGAUGGUGGGAGGAGCUGUUGCCAGGCUGGGCCCGGAUGAAAUGGCUGAAAAUGGCCCUCCCAUUAAUAGCUCAGCAAUAGAGGAAGAGAGGGUGAUGGUGGCUGCUUCUGUAACCUUCUUUUCUGGGGUUUUUCAGUUGCUUCUGGGAAUUUUCCAGUUCGGAUUCAUCGUUAUUUAUCUAUCACAAUCAUUAAUCAGCGGUUUCACGACUGCAGCAGCUGUCCAUGUUGUGGUAUCUCAGCUGAAAUUCAUGCUUCAGCUUCCUGUCCCCGGAUUUAAUAAACCAUUUGGCAUCAUCUAUACUCUGGAGAGCGUUUUCAGUCAGAUCACAAAAACAAACAUCGCUGACCUUGUCACGUCCCUUAUUGUCUUGCUUAUUGUGUUCGUGGUGAAAGAAAUGAACGAUCGAUACAAAGCAAAGCUGCCAACUCCCAUCCCGAUCGAACUCCUUGUGACAGUGUUAGCAGCACUGAUUUCCUAUUUCGUAAACUUUGAAGAAAAAUUUAAUGUAGCUGUCGUUGGAGAACUAGAGAAAGGAUUUCAAGCACCUGUUGCACCUGAUGUAGGUCUCCUCCAAAAGUGUAUUGGUGACAGCAUUUCCAUCGCAAUAGUUGGGUUUGCAGUAGCCUUCUCUGUGGCUAAAGUGUAUUCCAUCAAGCAUGACUACCCAAUAGAUGGCAACCAGGAGCUGAUUGCCUUUGGGCUGGGUAAUAUAGUUGGUGGAUCAUUCAAAGGAUUUGCUUCCAGCACUGCUCUGUCAAGAUCAGGUGUGCAGGAGAGCACAGGAGGCAAAACACAGAUCGCUGGUAUAAUCUCAGCUGUCAUUGUCUUGGUUGUGAUCUUGGCCAUUGGGUUUCUCCUGGCACCAUUACAGAAGUCAGUCCUUGCAUCUUUGGCUCUUGGCAACCUGAAAGGAAUGCUCAUGCAGUUCAAGGAAAUAGGUAUCCUAUGGGGAAAGGACAAGUAUGACUGUGUAA